This is a messenger RNA of Aspergillus wentii DTO 134E9, 759 nucleotides long. Its product is annotated as ribulose-phosphate 3-epimerase RPE1. The coding region runs from base 1 to 759 and encodes 252 amino acids. Gene Ontology annotation, biological process: pentose-phosphate shunt, non-oxidative branch; carbohydrate metabolic process; pentose-phosphate shunt. Gene Ontology annotation, molecular function: metal ion binding; D-ribulose-phosphate 3-epimerase activity. The transcript has 3 exons. The record is from RefSeq and is a predicted model, not a curated record. Gene Ontology annotation, cellular component: cytosol. Lineage: Eukaryota; Fungi; Ascomycota; Eurotiomycetes; Eurotiales; Aspergillaceae.
AUGUCUCCCCCCGCCAUUAUCGCCCCCUCCAUCCUGAGUGCCGACUUCGGCAACCUCGGCCAUGAAUGCUCGACCAAGAUGCAGGAGGGCUCUGACUGGCUCCAUGUUGAUAUCAUGGAUGGCCACUUCGUCCCUAACAUCACAUUUGGAGCUCCUGUCGUCACCAAGAUUCGAUCCCACGUUGCACGCCCCACAGAAGCAAACGGCAAGGGAACGUUCGACUGCCAUAUGAUGAUUGCGGAGCCUCAUAAAUGGGUCAAGGAUUUCAAAGAUGCCGGAUGCGAUCUUUACUGCUUCCACUACGAGGCCGCCGUGAGCUCCGUCGCCGCUACUGAGCCUGCCGACAAGACUACCACCCGUGCGACAAGCCCGAAGGAAUUGAUUAAAUAUAUCCACGAGCAGGGCAUGCAAGCUGGAAUUGCUAUCAAGCCCGACACCCCCGUGGAUGUUCUCUGGGAUAUCCUGGCGAACGAGAACAAGGCGGAACUUCCUGAUAUGGUUCUCAUUAUGACCGUGUACCCUGGCUUCGGUGGCCAGAAGUUCAUGGCUUCCGAGCUUCCCAAGGUUCAGGCCCUCCGUGAGCGGUAUCCGAACUUGAACAUCGAGGUUGAUGGUGGAUUGGGACUGGGUACGAUUGACCAGGCGGCCGAAGCAGGUGCCAAUGUGAUUGUCGCUGGCUCGGCCGUCUUUGGUGCUCAGGACCCUGCCGACGUCAUUGGAAAGCUGCGUGACACGGUCAACAAGCAGAGAAAGGCAUGA